UGAGGAGUUCAUCGCUGCCCUUGUCCCGGAGGUAAUCCUGUGUACCAAGGAGGUGUCGGUGGGUGCUCGGAAGAAUGCUUUUGCCCUGCUGGUGGAGAUGGGCCAUGCUUUCCUCCGGUUUGGCCCAAACAAAGAAGAGGCCCUGCAACGCUACCUCGUCCUGGUGUACCCUGGCCUUGUGGGCGCUGUGACCAUGGUCAGUUGCAGCAUCCUGGCCCUGACCCACCUCCUGUUUGAGUUUAAAGGUCUCAUGGGAACCAACACAGUAGAGCAGCUGCUGGAGAAUGUGUGCCUGCUCCUGGCUUCCCGUACCCGUGAUGUGGUCAAAUCGGCGCUGGGCUUCAUCAAGGUAGCAGUAGUUGUCAUGGAUGUGGCACACCUGGCCAAGCAUGUGCAGCUGGUGGUAAGUGGCCCCCUGGCCCCGGCGGGUGGCAACAUGGCCUCUGGCCUGCCAGCAUGGACCCAUGAGCACUGAGGCCAGCAGGUUCCAAACAUUUGUCUAGCUGUACGCUGUCUUGUCUCACAGAAGGUCAUGCAGGAGCUCUGGAAAGGACCGGUAGGGUAAUGCCCACGCGGUGGGGGUGAGGAAGGUGCGUGGUGCCCAGGCUGCCUCUUGUGACCCCUCUUCCCCUCCACAGAAGCAAGGGCUCUGCGGGGCAAGGGUCCGUGGGCAGGGCCACCCUUUGUUUUACAGAUGGAGAAACAGGCCAGAGAUUUCCCCAGGUCACAGUGUUGGUGAGAGCAGUCCUGGGACCAGAACCCAAAGCUCAGGACUGACCCUGGGGGCUCUCCCCCAGCAGGGCCACAUCUUGCUUUCUUUUUCCCCUCUUGCAUUUUGACCUUCUGGGCUUGAGGAAGCGCCUCUGGACACCCCUGCUGGGCUGCAGAAGGGCCUGAAGAGCCCUCAGCUGGGCACAGGGUGUGUCGCCUGCUGGGUCUGUCCUCCAGACUGUCUGCCCGCCACCUCCACUGUAUCGGUUUUUCACUUCCAGCUGGGUUGGGUCACAUCAGACCUCUGGGUCCCUCUUGCCUUUUGUCUUCGUAUCUGGGCUUGGGUCAAGGUACCUUGCCUGUGCCCUCCCCGGCCUGCAGCCCAGCUGGGGACCAAAGAUCCAAAGAUGAGAAGCGCUAGAGGAGUAGUCUGUCCUAGGGGUCCAAGAAUUGAUAAGACCUUUCUUUCCCUCCCCUCCCCUCCCCUCCCCUCCCCUCCCCUCUCC
Herpailurus yagouaroundi (jaguarundi) is the source of this 1217-nucleotide messenger RNA. Its product is annotated as RRP12-like protein. The record is from RefSeq and is a predicted model, not a curated record. Lineage: Eukaryota; Metazoa; Chordata; Mammalia; Carnivora; Felidae. The transcript is spliced from 4 exons. Bases 98 to 475 code for a protein of 125 amino acids.